Molecule: messenger RNA, 1044 nt
Organism: Raphanus sativus (radish)
Lineage: Eukaryota; Viridiplantae; Streptophyta; Magnoliopsida; Brassicales; Brassicaceae
Exons: 1
Coding region: 87-968 (293 amino acids)
Source: RefSeq, a predicted model, not a curated record
UAAGAGCUUUUCUUUAGUCUCUCUUAAGUCACAACUAGUUUUGUUUCUCUCCAAGUUUCUUCUAUUUUUGGUUCAAUAAGCGAAACAUGGCGAUAGAGAAAGAAGAGUGGUGGUCUCGUUCGAACGACGAACUCUCUCUCGUUUUCCAGAAAUUCAUAUCCGUGGGAUCACCAUCUUCUACUGAUGCAAUCAUCACCAUGAACGACGACGAGGAUGAAACCCUAGUGUCUAAAAUAAAGAAGACAAGCGAUUCUAACUCGUUGCUACCUUCUACUAAUGCAGUCAUCAUCAUCGACGAUGACGAUGACGAAGAGGAAACCCUAGAUUCUAAGAAGAAUAAGAAGCGAAACCACCUCGACUCUACCCUAGAGCCUACAAAGAAGAAGCCAAGAUUGGGGUCUUGGUGGGACGACGUUGAUGCCUUCGACCAAUUAAGUUGCGUGGUCAAGGGGUUACCAACUGUGCAAUCAUGCUUUUCUUCAACUAAUCUUCCCGAGACGAAGACGAAGGAGGAUAAGAAGAGAUCCUUGUCUUCAAGUCAUCAUGAGAAUUUGCUUGGUUACACUGAUAGUAACAACAAGGAAUAUCAAGAUUGCUUAGGAUACGGCCACGUGUCGCUUCCAAGUCUUGGCGGCUACGUAACUCCUGCGGAUUCCUGCUUUCCUUCUUUGUCUACUGGUCUUCGAGAGACGAACAAGGAUUACGAAAGUCAAUUAUCAUCAUCAAACCACCAUGGUGAUGAUUUCAUUGAUCUUGGAGAGGACAAGAAUGUCGGUGAGAGUGCUAACAGCAGUAAUAAGAGUAUUCGGCACGUGACACUUGAGGAGUUGGGUGUUUCGGUGGAAGAUCUCAAGAGUAUACCAUGGGAAGCGUUCGAUCCGACAUGGGAGAUUAGGUCAGUGACCAUGGAUCCUUGGCUUGGUGGCUACGUCAGUGACAUGCUCUCUGCUCAUAAUUCACACGCUUAAUUGUUCCUUCUUUUUCUUUUAAGUUUCUUCUUAAUUUGCUUAUAUGUAAAACCAACGAUCAAUGUGAUUCAUCAUG